UGACCGUCAAAGCUGUCAAUCAUGAUCAAGCAAUGUUCUUAUUGGGUGGGGAAAAAACAAGCGUAUCUCACAUGAUGUCAUCGCGCACAUAUCCAACCUGUCCUUGAAGCCACAAUACAGGCAAGAUGGUCGCAUACUGGAGACAAGCAGGCCUAAGCUACAUCCGCUUCUCCGCUAUCUGCGCGAACGCGGUGCGGUCUGCAAUGAAGCCGCAGUUCAAAACCGAGGCAAUAAAGGCCGCAGAAGCCAGCGUCAAAGUCCUCAAACCUAAAACAACAACAGCAGCAGCAUGAUAUGAGACGUGAUGUAGAAGUUUUUCCUUGAGUUGUGUGGUCCUGUCACUGUCCUGUCUUGCACACCACGAAGAGAAAAUAAUGGAUGACAUCAAGAUGACCUGUUAGAGACUGGGGACCUGAAUGAAAUUGCCCCCUCCCCCUUUCAUUUGUAAUUAAAAUUGUAUUAAAGAUGGGUAUCGGAAAUA
Messenger RNA from Siniperca chuatsi (mandarin fish), 481 nucleotides. It is a transcript of the gene atp5f1e, whose product is annotated as ATP synthase F1 subunit epsilon. Lineage: Eukaryota; Metazoa; Chordata; Actinopteri; Centrarchiformes; Sinipercidae. Gene Ontology annotation, cellular component: mitochondrial inner membrane. The transcript has 3 exons. The coding region runs from base 126 to 293 and encodes 55 amino acids. The record is from RefSeq and is a predicted model, not a curated record. Gene Ontology annotation, biological process: proton motive force-driven mitochondrial ATP synthesis. Gene Ontology annotation, molecular function: proton-transporting ATP synthase activity, rotational mechanism.